Messenger RNA from Aspergillus pseudotamarii, 417 nucleotides. RefSeq lists its product as uncharacterized. The transcript has a single exon. The record is from RefSeq and is a predicted model, not a curated record. The coding region runs from base 10 to 183 and encodes 57 amino acids. NCBI's taxonomy places the organism in Eukaryota, Fungi, Ascomycota, Eurotiomycetes, Eurotiales, Aspergillaceae.
GAGAGAUACAUGCAAGGUUCCACAUCAGUCUCAGACGUUGCAGGCUACCCAGAGUCAGAAUCGGCUAGACAGCCUCUCCAGGCUCUCCUGGCCCAAGUGCAUGUGUCACUAAUUGCUGAUAUGCGCCAGUCGCCAAGGCCUGUGGAGUUUCCCUAUGGCGAAAGAUCAUCACUAGACAUUUAACGGCUACUUCAUGACUGGGUAGAGAGAAGAAAGCCGAUAGUUUCUUCUAGCUAAUGUCAUUCAGCACACUCAAGAUCCCCUCUCCUAUCCUAAGACGCUUACUAGUAUGAAUUUCUUUCGCAACAUGAAGCUUACAGGAGGCAGGGAGCUCUUUCUGCCCAUUGCUUCUCUCUCAUCCGACCGAAGUGGGUUGGUAGUGGCUCAAAAAGAUUGUGAAUUAUUGGGCGAAGGUCA